Meloidogyne enterolobii is the source of this 524-nucleotide messenger RNA. The record is from the annotation of a GenBank genome assembly. NCBI's taxonomy places the organism in Eukaryota, Metazoa, Nematoda, Chromadorea, Rhabditida, Meloidogynidae.
AUGUUGGUGAAAUUGUUGAGGUUAACAUUGAAGUUUACUGCAGUAAUUAAAGGAGUUGGUGAACUGAACGGAAGGGAAGUAAAAAGAGGUACUGCUUAUUUGCGUAAGGCUUUGGAAGUGGGUAAUUUUGUUGGAUUAAAGAACAAGCAUAGUAGAUCUGGUGAGGACGAAGUUCUUUUGUCAAAAGUCAUAAAGAUAAAGGAAAAUGGAAAAUACAAAAUUCAAAUCAUUCAGAAACCACUUUUUGGGAAAAAAUCUAACAGAUUCCCAAAAGAAUUAACUAUAACUAAAGUUUUUGCUGUUGGUGAAGAGGUUGAAGUAUACAAAGAAGGCGUUUGGGUUAAGGCAAAAGUUAUAGAAGUCCCUGAUAGAAACCGAGAGAUAUACCGUGUUGAAUUUACAGAACAAUCUGAUCUUUAUGGGGAACGAGCAGACAUAGAUGCUAUUAACAUGAGUAAAAUUGAAGAUGGAAGUCACAUACAGCACUAGUAAAUCAAAACAAAAAACGAGAAAAACCCCAUUUA